Messenger RNA from Toxorhynchites rutilus septentrionalis, 2953 nucleotides. Its product is annotated as ovalbumin-related protein Y. The transcript is spliced from 7 exons. Lineage: Eukaryota; Metazoa; Arthropoda; Insecta; Diptera; Culicidae. The record is from RefSeq and is a predicted model, not a curated record. Gene Ontology annotation, molecular function: serine-type endopeptidase inhibitor activity. Bases 466 to 2187 code for a protein of 573 amino acids.
ACCACCGGUUCAACUUCAUGUGCCGACUUUGCCCCUCGAUGGUGUCCAAGAUGCCGCAGCUUUCGCGAGGCCCCGAUGUAUAAAACCAGAAACCGUUUGGCCAUUAGGUAACAUUCUGUUGUGUAACCUCGAUCGGUUAGCAUUGAUCUUGAUCCCAGGGGAUUCAUUUUUUGUUGCAGUGUGUGUUAUCGUCCAGUGGCCACCAGCAACAACCUGGCCAGGGAGCACUGUGGAAAAGAUUUUGCAGUGUUUGUUCUGAUAUAAGAAAAUAUCGUAACUGUGCCAAGUAGCCUGAGUGGUAAAAGUGAUAUUUUGUAAGUUUCUCGGAGUGUGGUGUAAUCGGUGACAAGUGGACGUAAUUGUUAGCGGUAGUAUUCAAAGAAGAAAAAAACCGGUGAGGUAGUGGAUCGUGGUGGAAAGCUUUACAGUCGGGCAAAGAAGUAGUGAAAGCUACUUGCGGAAAUUAUGAGAGUUUUAGCUGCUUAUUUGCUGCUAGCGAUAUUUGUGUGUACAAUCAACGCAUUACCGAAGCGGAGAUUCUCCCGGGAUGACGCCACGGACCGGAACUUGGUCGGUCUGUCGACCAAUAUUAUCGCCGCCAGUUUGCUCAAGGGGAGCGUAGACUCCAACGCUAACCAUGUGUUCUCGCCGAUUGGAUUCUCCUCCAUUUUGGCCAUCCUCAGCGAGGGCGCGAAAGGCCAAACUCUGCAGGAGUUUUACGAUGUGUUGAAGUUCCCCCAGGAUUCGAUAGAAGUUCGUAGUGCCUUUCAGCAGUCUCUGAAGAGGCUUGGUUCACAAAAUCCUGCCAACGAGCCUCAGUUGAAAACUUGGUUUUAUGUGUACGUGAACAACACAAUCGAUGAUAAAUUUAAGGACAUUCUGGUGAACAACUACUUCGUCGAUGUACGAGAUAUUGAACGGAACGAUUACAAUUUCGACGAACCUAAGACAUCAGUCGGGCCGAUUGAACAGACAAUUGAGUUCUCUGAGCUUCCGGCAGCCAUCAACCAGAUUAUUCCUUCGAAUAACAACAGCAAGGACAUAAUCGAUUUUGAGGAGUUGAAAAUCAAGUCUCUUGCGGAGGACCUGGACAGUAUUCGGUCGGAGGUUGGCAUUACCACAAUGUACGAUGAGGUUGAUGAGGAUGAGAACCCAAAGUUUGACAAAAAUAUCGACGACAAAGAGUAUGUCGAACCGACCAAGAUUAAAGAGCAAAUCGCACUGCAGAAGGAUGAGUACACUAACGAGGUGCUGGACGAACCAGUUGUGAAAAGUGUAGCGGAAGAUCGCGUCGAUCGUGUGGUCGUGGAUGAACCAGAAAGGGUCAGUCUGUCGUUGAAAAAGUUGGACGAUGACGAACAUGAGAUCAUGUACGCCGUUGAGAGUCAGGUUUCUAGGCGGAGGUUCAACGUUAGACGAUCCUUUCUGUCCGGAGACGUUGCUUCGGCAUUGAGUGGAAACUCUCUCGUGGGUCGUAAAGCUGGCGCCAAAGCUGGAGAUCAGGACUCGAGCGAAUCGAAGAUGCUGUUGUUCAACGGUCUGUACUAUCGAGGAAGCUGGGCCAGUCCCUUCCAGAUUAUGUCGGGAGAAGGAAAAUUCUACGUGAAUGGGGAGGAACAGCGUGUCACAAUGAUGCGUGCCGUAGGCAAAUUCGGUGUUGGUUCAAGCCAGGAGCUGGAUGCCAAAAUCGUCGAAUUGCCAUACAAUAACACUCGCUACUCGCUCCUCAUAAUGGUUCCCAAUAAACCCCACGGACUGAAAGAUCUGAUCAACAACUUCAACUGUCACAGCCUGAGCAGUGCUCAGCAGCGACUCGCUCAGACUCAAAUGAGUAUUAGCCUACCCAAGUUCCAAAUUGACACCACCAGCAGGGCGGAAAAGGCUUUGACGAAGCUCGGACUCAUAACCGUAUUCACAUCGAAGGCCGACCUCAGCGGAAUCACGGACGAACCAAAGAUCCACGUGGAUGAGUUGGUACAGCACGUCUCGAUCCGGGUAGAUGAAGGUGCCAGCAGUGAGCUGGCUCUCUCCGCUACCAACACCGUUGAAGCGAAAACCGCUAGCGAUCAGGAAGAUAUGGAAGAAUUCGUCGUCAACCGGCCAUUUGUAUUUUUUGUGCGGGAUACCAUCAACGACAUAGCGGUUGUUGCUGGCAAGGUUACCGACAUUCCGGCUCUAGAAGAGUAAAGACUUAAUCCUCAAUUGAUAGUUAUUUUUAGCAUGGCUUUAGCAAUUAGCAGAUAGUUAAGUUGUCCAUAUCUCACGCGCACUUGAAAUUGCAUUCAUCAGCAUUUUCAGAGUAGCAGAAAGCACCUUUCCUCCCCAAGCUCUACGAAGAAAGCAAAACAGGAACUUAACUUCGCAAUAUUCGAAGUAACUUUCGUCGAAAUAUUACAGAAAAUAGCACGAAUCUCAAGACGUCCAGCUUUGUCGUAAACGUUCCGAACCGAAGAUCUAUUAAAACCGGGCGAAUCGCAAAACCUCGAGCACAACAACAGCUAAUGAAAAAUUUUCGCAUCUUGUGCUGGCACUUUCAUAAGAUGACGAUAAUUUAGAGAAACAGAGUAGAAUGAAUAAACACCGCGAUAGCGAUUCCCAGUGGUGGGGCAACAGGAGACCGAUGCCAAUUAAUCUUUUCAAAAUAUGGCCCAUUUAUUUUGGAAUUGUAUUAUGAACGAACGAAACACCGGUGCCCGCAGUUUUUAUUACUCAAUUAGAGAUACAUAGAGAGACCGAAAAGGACUCGGUCCGAUUGUGUUACACGGCAAACGUCGGAGCAGGAUAACUACACACAAACACAUAUACACACAGUGAUGAAUGCAGUUUCGACUUUAAACGUUAAACGUUUACUACGUAACCGACGGAUGAACAAAACUAGGUUUAGUUUAUUUAUGUAAAAUCUUAAGUUAUUUUCUAUCUUUGAAUAAAAAAUUAAGAGUACUAUUUUCAUAAA